Messenger RNA from Telopea speciosissima, 2121 nucleotides. Its product is annotated as pentatricopeptide repeat-containing protein At4g21065. NCBI's taxonomy places the organism in Eukaryota, Viridiplantae, Streptophyta, Magnoliopsida, Proteales, Proteaceae. The coding region runs from base 54 to 1931 and encodes 625 amino acids. Gene Ontology annotation, molecular function: protein binding; RNA binding; zinc ion binding. The record is from RefSeq and is a predicted model, not a curated record. The transcript has a single exon. Gene Ontology annotation, biological process: RNA modification.
GAAGAGUUGAUAAAAUCAUGUGAAAUUAGGCUCUCUGAGUCGAAGAUGAUCUAAUGCAAACAAAGCAACUCAUCAUCUCCUUUCACUCAUCUUUUCUGCACAGUUUCUCAUCGUCAGCAUUAACAUAUUACAACUCCAGAAAUUCCCUGCUCUUCUCCUGUUUCUGCACACUAAGCCCUCCAAAAACCUCUAAAUCCUACACGCUCAAGAAGUGCAUUGCGCUCUUGCUGACAUGUGCCUCUUCCAAAUUCAGAUUGAAGCAGAUCCAUGGCUUCUCCAUCAGGAAUGGUGUUCCUUUCACCGACCCGGACCUUGGGAAACACCUCAUCUUCACCUUGGUUUCUCUUUCAGGUCCCAUGUCCUAUGCCCACCACAUCUUCUCGCAAAUCCAAAACCCAAACAUAUUUACUUGGAAUACCAUGAUCAGAGGGUAUGCUGAGAGUGAAAACCCUGCACCAGGCAUUCAAUUGUACCGUCAAAUGCAGAUUUCCUCCAUUGAACCUGACACCCACACCUACCCUUUUCUUCUCAAGGCCUGCGCAAAGCUGCUGACCGUCAGAGAAGGUGAGAAGAUACACUGCACUGUCAUAAGAAAUGGGUUUGAAGCAUUGGUCUUUGUUCAGAAUACUUUGGUUCACAUGUAUGCUGCCUGUGGGUUUUAUGAGAGCGCGCACAAGUUGUUUGAGUUAAUGCCUGAAAGAAACCUCGUGACAUGGAACUCUGUGAUUAAUGGGUUUGCUCUUAAUGGGAGGCCCAAUGAGGCUCUGACGCUUUUCAGGGAUAUGGGCUUGGAGGGUGUUGAACCAGAUGGUUUCACCAUGGUUAGUUUGCUCACUGCUUGUGCUGAGCUUGGAGCUUUGGCUUUGGGUAGGAGGGCUCACGUGUACAUGCUGAAGGUUGGUUUGAACAGUAACUUGCAUGCUGGGAAUGCCCUUGUAGACCUCUAUGCAAAAUGUGGGAGCAUUAAAGAGGCACAUAGAGUAUUUUUUGAGAUGGAGAGAAAGAAUGUUGUCUCUUGGACUUCUUUGAUUGUUGGCUUGGCCGUUAAUGGGUUUGGCAAGGAAGCAAUUGAGCUCUUUGUGCAGCUGGAGAGGGAGGGAUUGGUUCCCACUGAGAUUACCUUCGUUGGGGUCUUGUAUGCUUGCAGUCAUUGUGGAAUGGUGGAUCAGGGAUUUGAGUACUUCAAGAGGAUGAGGGAAGUAUAUGGGAUCAUGCCUAAGAUAGAACAUUAUGGUUGCAUUGUUGAUUUGCUUGGUAGGGCAGGGUUGGUACAAGAAGCACAUGAUUUUAUUCAAAAUAUGCCACUGCAGCCCAAUGCUGUUGUUUGGAGGACUUUGCUUGGCGCUUGCACCAUUCAUGGGUAUUUGGCCUUAGGAGAAGUUGCACAAGCACACCUUGUCCGAUUAGAACCCAAACAUUGCGGCGACUAUGUGCUGCUUUCCAACUUGUAUGCGUCUGAGGGGAGGUGGUCAGAUGUGCAAAGGGUAAGGAGGAAAAUGUUGAGGGAAGGAGUGAGGAAAACCCCUGGUCAUAGUCUUUUUGAGCUAGGGAACUGUGUGCACGAGUUUGUCAUGGGUGAUCGGUCUCACCCACAAAGUAAGGAGAUAUAUGAGAAGCUUGAAGAGAUCACAAGGUUAUUGAAGUUGGAAGGUUAUGUGCCCCGCACGGUGAAUGUGCUUGCAGACAUAGAGGAGGAGGAGAAAGAGAAUGCACUAUGUUAUCAUAGUGAGAAGAUUGCAAUUGCUUUUGCUCUGAUCAAUACCGCUCCUCGGACCCCAAUUAGGGUUGUGAAGAACUUGAGGGUUUGUGCAGAUUGCCAUUUGGCUAUUAAGCUCAUCUCGAAGAUUUUUGAUCGAGAGAUUGUCGUUAGGGAUCGUAGUCGAUUCCACCAUUUUAGAGAUGGAUCUUGUUCUUGUGGGGAUUAUUGGUGAAAGAUAUUUAUUAUGGGUUAAUUUUGUUUGUUGAGUGAACUUGGUAGGGUCAAUGCCAAAGAUAAGCAGUCCUAUUCAAAAAGAACAGAAGGAAGAAUUUAAUUAGUUGGACAUUUUACUGUGCCAUUGUAUAAUUUAUAAGAAGGAAUUGUCAUGCCAAAGAUAUGCACAUUUCUCUUUUUCUUGUUUU